Messenger RNA from Suillus paluster, 1623 nucleotides. RefSeq lists its product as uncharacterized. The record is from RefSeq and is a predicted model, not a curated record. NCBI's taxonomy places the organism in Eukaryota, Fungi, Basidiomycota, Agaricomycetes, Boletales, Suillaceae. The transcript has 8 exons. The coding region runs from base 1 to 1623 and encodes 540 amino acids.
AUGUCAUCUUUACUACUGCCCAACUUCUUCAAGCUACGUCAAGAUGACGGCGUCCUUCCCUUGCACCACAUAGGCACCCUUCACACGUGUUCUGCGGAACUCGAGCGAGUACAAACACUCACUACGUCGUUAGAUCACCAACCGGCCCCGUCGCCAGUUAUUAAGCAGCGGGAGGAAUCAGUGAGGCCACCUCUUGCCAUUCUAUGCGCCCUUCUGCACAUCACUCUCGUUCUCCUCCACGUUGUUAUUCUUGCGCUCAACAUUUCGGGUAUCGAGCAUCGUCUAGUCGUCCUGAUCACAUCUGGAAAUGAAAUCUGGGUGACUAUAUUGAGUGCAUCAUCACAGGCCUUUUAUGCGAUCUAUUGCGCGGUACUCGUUUACCUAAUGCAACGAUUGACACUCUUCAGGAACCUCACACAACGCCAGACGGUAACCGUUCUUCAUGACACGGUGAACGCAUGGAGCGGCCUUGGUUCUGCUCUGGAAUGUCUUUGGCGGCAAUCAACUGUCCCUGCAUCAUGGUGGAGCAUAUUAUCAAUAACGGUCUAUCUUGCAUGUGUUUUCACCUUUCACGUGGUUUCGUCAUCCGUCAUUCAAUUGCAAACGUUCAACGCCACCGUGGAUGUGUCCGCGACGAAAUUCUCGUACUGGCCUAGUCCAGACGUAGAUAUGAUGGCAAUUCAGUGGCAAACCAUCAGUGCAUUAGUUCCUACAUUAGGUCACUUCGCCAAUCUUCAAGAAAUGGGGCUCGAGGGUGCUACUCUGUACGACACCAUUCAGUCUAACGAUAUAUCUGGCCACGCCAUCGUGAAUGCGACGUCUUUCAGAGCGAAUUGCAGAUUGGUUCGCAAUUCGGUAUUGACCUAUUCUUAUGAAAUUGAUACUGACAACUUCGGAUAUUAUACACUCAAACCGCCGAUCUCAAAUCGCACCAUGAAAUUUAGGGCUAGACUUGUAGCUCCGUUCCCAGAUCAGGUCGCGAUCAAUCCUGCCAUGUCCUCGUUCUUUCCAGGACCGACCGUUGCUUUCAUGGUUUCGACUGCUGUGAAUUCGGGCAACUUAUUCGACAAUGAAACUGUUCAACACAUGUAUUGGGAAUAUCCUUCAAUAACCUUUAUAGGUAGUCCCCAGCCCCCCCUAAUUUCCAGCAUGUACGAUGUUCAUAUAGUAGCAUGCACAAUUGAUAUUCAACCCCAUGCCGCAACUAUUGAUGUACAAACCAAUCAACUACUGGGUCUUUCCCCACCCCCUGGGCCGGUUGCUUUCAGGGAAUGGGAAGUAUGGUCCGCGCCGGAAGAAGAACCCAAAUGGGAUAUUUGGUCACCGCCAUCAGCAAGUGCAUUGCAUCAUGAAAAAUGGCAGAUUGGAAUAAAUAUUGUCUUUCCCCACCCAACAUUGAACUUUGUUGGGGGCCUGGGCAGAGCUCCGCCACGUCCGAGGGAGGUUCUGUGCAGUCGUGACCGAUUUGAAUCGGCUCUAUCAAGGGCCUAUGCCGCAGUUCUAUGGACAGGUGGACAGCUCGGCGCCGACGGUGGUGGGUUUAAUCGGAGCGUUGGAAAUACCACCAUUUCGCAGCAGCUUCUGCAGUGGCAUCUUGGUGUAAGGCUCAGAAUCGUUCAAUAG